AAAGAGAGGGAGAGAGAGGGAGUCUUAUGACCUACUGCUCAUUCCACAGAUAGUGACGGACAGCAUGCUCACUCUGUGCUUCCAUCUGUAAUUUCACCAGAGCUGCAGCGUGUUCAGAGGAUGUGUCGCAACACUGUCAGUGUACUCUGAACAGAUUUCUGGGAUUUUGUCUGUAAUUAUUAUCAGCAAAGGACGGAACAGUAUAUCGCAUUUGGAACAGCUGAGUGACAAUGCCAGAGGAGAAAGUGUUUCAGCAGCAGGCUGUCCACAGCCCUCUGGAGCAACAGAAGCAGAAACAGAAGCAGGGUAGCAGUGGAGGACCUGUCGCCUGCCAGAACUGUGGAAAGCCCUGCAAAGGGGAGGCACUCCGAGUUCAGAACAAACACUUUCAUAUCAAGUGUUUCAUCUGCAAAGUAUGUGGCUGCGAGCUGGCCCAGGGAGGCUUCUUUGUGCGGCAGGGUGAAUACAUCUGUACUCUGGACUACCAGCGGCUGUAUGGAACUCGCUGCUUCAGCUGCCAGGACUUCAUCGAGGGGGAGGUUGUGUCCGCGCUGGGCAAGACCUACCACCCACGCUGCUUUGUUUGCACCUCAUGCAAACAGCCAUUUCCAGCCGGUGACCGAGUGACAUUUAAUGGGAAAGAGUGUAUCUGCCAAAAGUGUACCCAGCCUCUUCCUGCCAACAGCCCUGCACCCAUACAGGCUGUCCACAACUGCUGCGGCUGUGGAAAGGAAUUUAAGAAUGAACAGUCACUCGUGGCACUGGACAAGCACUGGCACCUGGGCUGCUUCAAGUGUAAAGUCUGCAACAAGGUGCUCAAUGCCGAGUACAUCAGCAAGGACGGGAUCCCCUAUUGUGAAAUGGACUACCACGCCAUGUUUGGCAUCCAGUGUGAGAGCUGUAAGAAGUAUAUUACAGGGAAAGUCCUUGAGGCUGGCGAGAAGCAUUACCACCCCACAUGUGCACGCUGUGUCCGGUGUGAGCAGAUGUUUGCAGAGGGAGAGGAAAUGUACCUGCAAGGAUCUUCUAUCUGGCAUCCUCCAUGCAGACAAGCAGCCAAGCAGGAGGAGAAGAGUAAGAAGCAGGUCCGGAUACAGCUCAAUGAUGGCCUCGAGCAGCAGGUGACCCGGACUUCAUCAGAGAGCAUCACCUCAGUCCCGGCAUCCAGCGCCUCGGGCUCUCCCAGCAGAGUCAUCUAUGCCAAGCUAGGAGAGGAGAUGCUGGACUACAAGGACCUGGCAGCCCUUCCAAAGACCAAGGCCAUCUAUAACAUAGAUAGGCCUGACAUGUUGUCUUAUUCUCCCUAUGUCAGCUACCCAUCUGACGAGAGGCACUAUGGAGAGUCUCCCCAGCUGCUUUCUCCUACUCCUACUGAGGGUGAUGGGGAAAAAUCACCCCGUCAACGGAGGCCGUCGAGCCCCAGCUCUAACAGCUCCCUGGGGGGCUAUGGGCGGUACACCCCGUCUCGUUCCCCUCAGAACUACAGCCGACCAGGACCAGAGAUAUACCUUGCCGGUAAACACAGCAGCCAAGCUUUACCCCCAGCCCUCAUGGGUGGCAUUAAGUACCCCUCCACCUGGGCCAGGAACACAUCCUCCCCACCCAUGUACUAUUCUGGUGGGGCUGAAGGGAUCAGUGGCGGUGGUAGUUGUGGCAAGUACUCACCUACACCAAUAGGUGGUAGUGCAGGCUUGUCUUUACACCUAAAUCCCACCACCCUGGCUAUGCUGCAGCAGCACAACUAUAUCCCUUACUUUAGAGGUAGUGAAAGCGGUCGGAGUACCCCCAGCUUAUCCACCUAUUCUGAUGGCAAAUCCCCCUCAUCUACUUCUACAUACGUGGCUGCUCCCCGGCAUUUCCACAUACCAGAGACUAUGGUCAAAGAUAAUAUCUAUAGAAAACCCCCCAUCUACAAACAGCAUGCUUCUAGAACAUCUUGGCAGGAUGGUGAGGAUAGCAAGAGGACCAGUUGGAUGAUUUUGAAGAGUGAGAUUGAUGGUCAGAUGGGUCCAGAGGACAUCGACCCCCGCAAAUCAACCUGCAGUCUGCCCACUGACACUUCCCAACCUAAUUUCCCUUACAAUAAGUCUGCAUCUUUACCUGGCUAUGGAAGAAACGGCAUCUACAAGGCUGCUGAGAUGAUGGAGGAUGAAGUGGACCCAGACUCCCAGAGCUGGGGAGGCAUGAGAGAGUACAAGGUCUACCCUUAUGAAAUGCUGGCAGUGACGCAUAGAGUGAAAGUGAAGCUUCCCAGAGAUGUAGACCGCACCAGACUGGAGAGACAUCUAUCUCCAGAGGACUUUCAGCAAGUGUUCGGCAUGACCCUGGAGCAGUUUGACCGCCUGGCUCUCUGGAAGAAGAACGACCUGAAGAAGAAGGCACGCCUUUUUUAGACAGAAAAACAAUACUAAGCAAAAUCUGAAAAAGUAUCGAGAAGAAAACAAAAUACAAAAAAAGCCCCAUCGGAAAUAUCUAUAUAUGCACCACCGUGAUACCCCUUCUUCCUACUUUCCACCUCUAAAAUGCCAUGCCUGUGAAGCCACGGAGGAACCCUGCGAGGGCACAGUUUCACAAAGCUGUGGCGGGGAUCUAUAGCUUUUUGUAUGCAGUGUGGUCCAAAUAUUUGACUGACAACCUUAUGGAGAAUGAGGAGCUGCGUUUGCAUGGCCUGUGCUGAUGCUCCUUGCCUCCUAUGUGGUUUUUGCAUCCACCCCUGACCCUCUCAUAUGCCAGUGCUUUCAUACUCCAUAAAAAAACAACAGCUUUUUCUAAUUCUCAUGCAGGCCUUCCUCCAGGUUUCUGUGGUUUGGAAUGUUUUAUGUGCACCUUCUUUUAAUCUCAGUAUUGACUUGUCUCUGUUUCUGUACCGAGUUUGUUUUCUCUUUGUGAGGUUUUGCCAUCUUGUCUCUUUCUACAUAUCACCUGUUUGCUGCGCUGCCUUUUCUCUCUUGCUGCUUCUGCUCCUUGCACUAAGUUACUGUUACAUAUUCAAGACAGUUCAUUUUUACACCCUUGCCAUUACAUUAGGAUAGUGAAGAGACUGUAGACAUUCACUGUUCAAGCAUGUCAAGGCCAAAGACAGGGAUAAAAAAAACAAAAAAUAUGUGAUCUUUUACUUCAAAACUGUCUAAAACCACCUCAUCAUCUUUUGUUUCUGGUUUUCCUUCUUGUUCUAUUCAAUCAGAGAAGUUGGCCACAUAGUUUUGAUAUCCGUGCUCUGGUACAUUUGAAUGUGGCUCCAUAUCUCACGCAAGCCUCUCAUAAAUCAGCCCAGAUAGAGUAGCCAGGGGCUGGAUAGCAGCCACAACUCUGAAUCACAGUCAGCGAGAGGAAGAAAAGGAGGGGUAGAAUACAGAAGAUUUCAGGGUGUACAAACAUGUCAAACAUGCUGCAUUGCUAGGGUGACGUGCACUCACAUGAAAAAAAAAACCAAAUACAAUUAUUUUUAUAAGCUAUUUUUGACUUUGGAAAGGAUCAUUAAACCAGUCAGGAGGAUGCAGCUGAGAGAAUCAUCUUUUUUCUUUUUUUUGAACAAAAUAAACCCGUUCAGACUUCAAGGUUCACAUAACUGCAGCAGACUUAAGCUGAACAAGAGAGGUUUUGUUUGAUUUUAAAGUCAAUACUCUAACUGUAUUAUAUCUUCUCAGCUAGAGAGUUAACUCUUUGUAUGUUUGUUGUUUGAAAGUAUUGUUGCGUACAGUAAUAAAGCUAUACAUUCAAGCUGAAGUCCAUCACCUUUGCUCGACUUUCUGGACCGUAAAUCGAUCAACUUGCCAACUAACAUACUGUAACAUGUAUGUAAACAUAUACUGGAUAUAUAUCAGAUUUAUCUGUCUGCCAUGGUGUAUAACUCUUAAGGCAUGCAUGAGGAUGGGAAAUGGGGUUUGUCAACUGACCUCAUAUAAGAAAUGAAUGACAAUAUCAUAAAUGUGUUUUGAGUGAUUGAUUCUUUUCUGGUCAAAUGAAGUGCCCAGCUCAGCUCCUUACAUUAGCUUGUGUUAGGUAUUUAUUUAAUUGCAAUACCGGGGAAGGGAUUUUAUUUUUGAAAUCUUGAGAGUGUUGUGUCAGGGAAGAGUGCUUUUGAAGAGAAACAUAUCAAAUUUUGAGUUUAAUCUGAGUGUCAAAUGUUGCUCCUGUAAGUAACACACUAACUGUUGUCAUGCAUUGCCAUGUCUUCUUUCUAAUAUUCAUCUGCUAUUAAAGUGCUUUAUCCAAA
This is a messenger RNA of Oreochromis niloticus (Nile tilapia), 4216 nucleotides long. RefSeq names its product actin binding LIM protein family, member 2 (gene ablim2). Bases 231 to 2393 code for a protein of 720 amino acids. The record is from RefSeq and is a predicted model, not a curated record. The transcript has 23 exons. Gene Ontology annotation, biological process: lamellipodium assembly; cytoskeleton organization. Gene Ontology annotation, molecular function: actin filament binding. Gene Ontology annotation, cellular component: actin cytoskeleton. Lineage: Eukaryota; Metazoa; Chordata; Actinopteri; Cichliformes; Cichlidae.